Molecule: messenger RNA, 1851 nt
Organism: Hyaloscypha bicolor E
Lineage: Eukaryota; Fungi; Ascomycota; Leotiomycetes; Helotiales; Hyaloscyphaceae
Product: HET domain protein
Exons: 2
Coding region: 1-1851 (616 amino acids)
Source: RefSeq, a predicted model, not a curated record
AUGCCUACUUUGGCCUCCUAUCCAUAUACACCUCUGCCCCCGCAGUGCAUCCGCGUCCUACACCUGCAUCCCGGACCCUCCGACGCGCCUCUGGAGUGUGAGUUCGUGACGCAAAAAGUCGAUGGCACGCACUACGAGGCAUUAUCUUACGUGUGGGGCGAUCCGACUCCCGUCGCAUUCGUCAAAUGCACCGAUCACCAGAGAAACGCAGGCUUCCUCGGCGUGGGCGCGUUCCUUUCGGAAGCCCUCAACGCCUUCCGUCUCCCUUCAGAGACCCGUAGAAUAUGGGUCGACGCCCUCUGCAUCAACCAAAAAGACGUUUCAGAGCGACAGUCACAGGUUCGUCUCAUGGGCGCCGUGUACGGAAAAGCAGAGCACGUUUUAUGCUGGCUGGGGCCUUUCCCUCCUGACCCUGGCUCCGACGCAAAAGCUAAACAUACGAUUUCUUUUCUACGGAGAUUCAACGAGAAGCCUCAAGAGUUUUUGAAGGCAGCUCAUCAACACCUCCAUUUCGGAGAAGAGGUUACAGAGACAGCUGGCGAUGUCGCAUUACUUGACUCAUGGCUUGGGAUCAAGCAGUUGUUUGACAUAGAGUAUUUCCACCGCGCAUGGAUCAUACAAGAAGUUGGGCUUGCACAGCACGCUCGCUUUUACUGGGGCUCCCAAUCAACGUACCUCGAUUGGUCCGAGAUCGCCACAUUCUGCAGUUUCAUGGACUCAAAAGGCGCUUCCAUCAUCAACCACCUUGGACUGAAAUCAUGGGUUGCAAAUCACAUCAACCUCGUUUGGGCAAACGACAAAAAUGGGAAGCCGGUGCAUAAUUUUGUCGAGGUGUUGCAUUGGGCGAGGGUCCACAGGAGUACGGAUCCGAGGGAUUAUAUCUACGCGCUGCUGAGCCAUGCAAGUGCCAGUGUGGAUGGGAAGUUGAUCGUGCAGCCGAAUUAUAGGAUUUCGACGGAGGAGGCGUAUACAGAUCUUACAGUGAACGUGAUACAGCGGACGAGUAGUCUGCAUAUCCUGGCCUUCGUCGACCAUCAUGAGGAAGCUGGGGUUUUAGUUUUGCCAAGCUGGGUACCGGAUUGGCAUGCGUUGAAUUUGGUUGCUCCGCUCCGGUGUCCGACGAAGUCUGCGUCAGAAACAGAUAAUAAUUUCUCGAUUAUCAAGUUGGAGAAGGGAAUGGCGUUGAAAUGUCGUGGCUUUACCAUUGGCACCAUACGCGCGAUGUCAGAUAUGAUCGAGCCUAGCGGACUCACCGUCACGACGCUGGAGAAGGAAGAGCAGAAGAAAAUUCCUUUCCUCGUUGACCACAUCUGGCACAAAGUUGCUUUGGAACCUGAAAUUUCACUGAGCUCUACCGAAGAGUUUCUUGGGGCACUUAGUCUCAUUCUCACUGGUGGCUAUCGGGACUACUUGAACUCUACCUCGGGAGAGGAGCAGAAGAAACAGGUGGCGGACCUUGCAGCUCUGAUUUUUGAGUAUGAACGAAUACGACCACCGGGACACCGGAACGGAUUUUUUGCCAGUCUAUCGUCUGAAAACAAAGCGGCCGUUCGAAAGACGGCCGAAACAGGCUCGGCACAUCAGUUCGUCCAGGAUAUGACUUGGACUUCUAUGUGCCGGAAAGUUUUCCGGACAACUAAAGGACGUUUCGGUUUAGGUCCUCGAAUUAUGAGAACAGGAGAUAUCUGCGCUAUUCUCUCCGGCGCGGUAUAUCCGAUGGUCUUGCGUAAUAAAGGCGACGAUAAUUUCCAGUUGAUCGGUCCGGCAUUAAUGUAUGCCCUUAUGAAUGGUGAAUCUGCGAAAGCAUGCCAAGAGGGAGAAUUCCUAGAGCAGGAAUUUGAGAUUCAUUAG